This is a messenger RNA of Trachymyrmex cornetzi, 3585 nucleotides long. It is a transcript of the gene shakB, whose product is annotated as Innexin family member shaking B. The transcript has 6 exons. The record is from RefSeq and is a predicted model, not a curated record. Gene Ontology annotation, cellular component: gap junction; plasma membrane. Gene Ontology annotation, molecular function: gap junction channel activity. Bases 357 to 1478 code for a protein of 373 amino acids. NCBI's taxonomy places the organism in Eukaryota, Metazoa, Arthropoda, Insecta, Hymenoptera, Formicidae.
CAAUUGAAGAAAAUGAAGUAAGUGAUAAAGUGAAAUAGAUCUCUUUUCGAAAAGUUUUACGCAAGUUGGGAAAUAUAGGCUAAAUAAAAAAAUGUACAGUUAACAUUUUUUAAUAAGAUCCACGCGCGUUUUCGGUAUUUUUCCUUCAAGUUAUGAACUCGUGUCGUGCUCGAAAGUGAAAAGGUGGACGAGAAAAGGCAAACUUUGACGCGGCUGAAAAACGGUCUCGAAAUCGGGAACAGUGAAAAAUGUAGGUAAAGGAAGAUAAAGCGACGUGGAAGGACGUGGAUUCUGGGGAAUCGCCGUGGCCCGGCGUAGCCUCUGAUCUCUUAUUAUAGUAUCGUUCUAGUACCAAGAUGCUGGACAUAUUUCGCGGUCUGAAGAGUCUCAUAAAAAUCUCGCACAUCCAUAUCGACAGCGCCGUCUUCCGCUUGCAUUACAGCCUGACUGUGAUCCUGCUGAUAGCGUUCUCCCUGAUUGUUACAACCCGUCAGUACGUCGGCAAUCCUAUCGAUUGUAUACAUAGCAAGGACCUGCCCGAAGAUGUUCUGAACACUUACUGCUGGAUACACAGCACUUACACGAUAACCGCGGCGUACCGAAAAAGAGAAGGUUUGGAAGUACCCUUUCCCGGCGUCGACAAUUCCAAAUCGUAUUCCGAAAGUGAGCGAAAGGAGUACAAAUACUACCAGUGGGUCUGCUUCAUGCUGUUCCUGCAGGCGAUCUUCUUCUAUACCCCGCGCUGGCUCUGGAAGGGCUGGGAGGGUGGCAAGAUUCAUGCCCUUAUGAUGGAUCUCGACAUCGGGCUCUGCUCCGAGGUGGAGAAAAAGCAAAAGAAGAAAAUGCUGCUCGACUACCUCUGGGAGAACCUUCGCUUUCACAAUUGGUGGGCUUACAGGUACUACCUAUGCGAGGUCCUCGCGCUCCUAAAUGUGAUCGGUCAGAUGUUUCUGAUGAAUCGUUUCUUCGACGGCGCCUUCUUGACCUUUGGCAUCGACGUACUUAGAUUCCUCGAAUCCGAUCAAGAAGACCGAGUGGACCCAAUGAUUUAUGUCUUUCCACGAAUGACCAAAUGCACCUUUUACAAGUACGGCGUCAGCGGAGAAGUCGAGAGACAUGACGCCGUCUGUAUACUGCCUCUGAAUGUCGUGAACGAGAAGAUCUAUGUCUUUCUGUGGUUCUGGUUCCUUUUCCUCGGCGUGCUCAGUUUCUUUACGGUUUUAUAUAGGAUCCUAAUAAUAUUUUCGCCACGCACGAGGGUUUACCUGUUGCGAAUGAGGUUUCGUUUGGUACGAAGGGACGCCGUAGAGACCAUAGUGCGUCGCAGUAAGGUCGGUGAUUGGUUUCUUCUCUACAUGCUGGGCGAGAAUUUGGACACCGUGAUAUACAGAGACGUGAUGCACGAAUUGGCGAACAAGCUCGCCUCGAGGCAUCACCACGGCGUACCGGGAGUGAAGGGCGAGCUUCAAGAAGCCUGAUCGAGGUUGCCUCGGAGGGACGGUACGUUCGAUUCGCCGCUGCCGCAGUCCUGCCCUCGCUCAUCUGCAUCGCGCGGUCGUCGUCGUCGCGUCCGGGGACGACAUGGGACGUGCGAUCGCAGUCGGAGCCUCAGAAGACUAGCUGAUGGAUCUUCCUCGAGGAUCCGCGGCUCUGGUCUCGCAAAGAGACGCGUUUUUCCCUUCCGCCGAUUGUUGCUCGUCGAACUCGAGGCGAUGCGACAGCGAUAGUCGCGCGAAGUUGCGUUCGUGGAGAUCACAAUUUCUGCACAGGGAACUGAACUCGUCGAAAUUGCAUACCGGUUCCAGUCCCCGGUCGCAGUCGGGUGGAUUCAACCGGUGGCCCGUAAACGAAAAGACAGAGACGUCACGGCAGCGCGUGUGCGAGAGCGAUGGAGAGGACCAAAACUACACCGACGUUGCUGCACUUGGCAGGAGACUGGAGAUGCGUCGUCCCUAGAUAGCGACACGCGUUAAAAGACACUUCAGGAGCGGCGUGGGUCGUCGAACGGAUAUCGCACCGACCGGUCAUCGAGAGUAACGUCAGCCAGAGAGAUCUUCGUGCCUUUAUAUUUACUCCCGUGUCGCCAAAAGACAGGAUCUCGAAAGAGCCAGACAUCGAAUGUAGCACGGGAUAUCUUGUUUUUGCUAAUCUUGGGUCCGCUACAAAGAAUGCCUUUAAAGAAUGCCCUUAGAAUCAGCAAUUGAGAGACGAUAAGAAUCGAGAAACAAGUUUUUCGUAAAAAUUCUAAGCUUUUCAUAAGCUACAUUUUUUAGAUGACAACUGUUUUAGAGAGAUCCUUAUUGUAAGAGAUUGGAUAUUAUUUAUACACUUUUUGAUUGUCUGCCAUAUUUAAGACGGUGUUUAAAAGACACAAUGAGAUGCAAAAUAGAAUAGCUGCGUUUCAGUAGAAAAAGCAGCGACUGUUGUAAGAUUCUUUAACAUGAUUAGUUUAUACAUUUAGAUGAGACUAGGGACAAAAAUCAAUCGUAAUAAAGAAUCUUAUAAUAAUGGUAAAGUUGCUCUUUUGCUGAACGCAGCUAAUGAAAUGCAUGAAUGUCUAUUUCAUUCUAUCGUAAAUGUUUGGUCCGCCAUAUUUAGAACAGUGUUCAAUUUCUUACUUGAGGAUCUCCAACUGAUCCUAUCGUUUUUCCUUAUUGCCGUGUUAAAGAAUGCAUUUUGAAUCAGCAACCGUGGAAUUGAAAAAUAAUGAGCUCCACGUGGAAGAUAAAAUUAUGAGGAUUUUAUAAAUUACGUUCUUAGAUGACAGCAAGUCCUAUCGUUUAUCUUCACACGAAGGGAUAUCAGGAGGGGCAAAGUAAAUCCCGUGCGCCGAUAUUUUCUUUGUAAAUUAGUUCUAGACUAAUAAAAAGCGUCCGGAAUGCUAAGUGGACGCUGCGUAUAAAUUGUUUCGAACUAUUUAACUUUUAUCGUGCCGUGUUUCGCAAGUAUGAAUACUAAGUAAGGGAGAUACGAAAGGAGGGAGUUAAUAUUUCUCUCGUUUAUAGAUUAUUGUAUAGCCGUAUUUUUUUUCGGGCAACGUUACGACGAUCUCUUUUGAUGGAAAGUUUGAAUUUAUGUCUUUGAAGAAAGAUUCUUCUACUCAAUCCAUUAAUGCAAGAACGUAAAAUAUGUAGUCUAGUCAUUAUACUCUACGUCUACGUAAUAAUAUCGAUCGCGAAUUUAUCCAUUGAUACGGACACACUGCCACCGAUCGGGUACGAUCGAUUUUGCUGUAUCUGUCUUCGUUCUAUUUAAAUGAAGAUAGCGUCCAAAAUAAAGGUGCGUUACCUUGAAACUUUAAGAGUUAUUAAUUUUGUGAUAUAUUGAUUAACGAUUCCGAAAAUGCUAUCACGUUUUUGUAAGUUUGUCAUGUUAUUUAAUUUCCUUUGACAUCUACAGAUUAUAAUAUUUUUGUCGAUAAUAAUGUCAAACACUAUAAGUGAAUAUUUUAAUAGUACAUUACAUCCACAAAAACAACUUAAUAACGUUGAUUAUUCUCGUAUAAUCAAUAAAUGAAGAUUUCUUCUGAAAACGAAGAAACGAAGCUUUUCAUUUGGCUUACCAACUUAUGUGCAGACAUUUUAU